Molecule: messenger RNA, 1656 nt
Organism: Penicillium riverlandense
Lineage: Eukaryota; Fungi; Ascomycota; Eurotiomycetes; Eurotiales; Aspergillaceae
Product: carotenoid oxygenase family protein
Exons: 2
Coding region: 1-1656 (551 amino acids)
Biological process (GO): carotene catabolic process
Molecular function (GO): carotenoid dioxygenase activity
Source: RefSeq, a predicted model, not a curated record
AUGACCUCCAUUGCAGCUGAGGAGCAUUUCAAUAACUGGCCUAAUGACAAGGGAUUCGAACCUGAAUUUGAAGAGCGUAAUCCUGUGGAACUGUCGGUAACUGGCCAUAUUCCCGCCUAUGCCGCCGGAAUCCUAUACCGUACUGGACCGGGCAAAAGCAAAGUGGACACAGAAAAUGGCGAGACAUUCCACUUAUCUCACUGGUUUGACGGGUUUAGCCAAACGCAUCGUUUCCAAAUCAUGGGCCCUGACAGCGUUGAUGGGACCGUUCGGGUCUUCUACAACUCGCGCUUCUCAACUGAUGCUUUGAUUGAGAAUGUGCGAAAGACCGGAUCUCUCCAGAGUAUGGGGUUUGGACAAAAACGCGACCCUUGCAAGAGUGUGUUCAACAAGGUUCAAAGUGAACAUACUCUCCCGAAAGAUCCAUCUGCUAUCAAUAUUGGCGUCACCCUAUCCGUCAAUAUGCCUGGUCUGGAUCACACAGCUACUGCCGGGGCUGAUAAGCGCUGGGACGGUUCCAAGCAGAUCCAGAAUCUCUAUGCAAAGACCGAUAGGCAUCUUUUCAAGAAAAUCCACCCGGAGACCCUAGAGCCCAUAGGACUCGCCACGCAGGCCGACCUUCAUCCGGAUCUCAACGGGCCGCUGGCAGCUUCACAUGCUCGAUCCGAUCCUACUACUGGAGACAUGUUCAACUUCAAUUGCUCACUGGGUCCAACCAGCACAUAUCGCGUUUUCCAAGUCUCGGCCUCUACGGGAGAAACGACCAUUCUCGCUUCGUUUCCUGGAACACCAGCGUACCUUCAUUCCUUGGUUCUCACACAGGAUUAUGUUCUGCUCUGUGUUUGGAAUUCGCAUAUUAAUCCGAUAAAACUUGCUAAUGGCUCGUUCAUGGAAGCCAUAAUGCCGAUGGACCCUACAAAACCAGCAACGUGGUAUGUCGUCGACCGCAAGAAUGGUCAGGGGCUAGUUGCAACGUACGAGAGCCCUGCAUUCUUCUGCUUCCACACCAUCAAUGCAUGGCAGGAACCGUCCAAGGAAGACCCGAGCAAGACGGAUGUGGUGGCGGAUCUUGUGAAGCUCGAGAGCACGGAGUUUUUGGAGACUCUGUAUUUCGAAAAUCUCAUUUCCACGUCCACCAAGGCGAAGGCCCUUGCCCAGCACCGGGAUGACUCCUUGCACUCGUCCUUUUCUCGUUUCCGUCUCCAUGCAGUGCCUUCUAUCCCCACAACCGAGGUCGGCAAGGCAUCUAUCGAGUGGAGUGAAUGUACGGCGCUCAAUCCCGAGCUGCCAACAAUAAACCCCAACUUUGUCACUAAGCGACACCGAUAUGUCUACGCUGUGACGUUUGGUGGCAAGUCAACUUUUACCGACAGUAUUAUGAAGCUUGACUGCGAGACCAAGGAAACCCAUGCGUGGUCGCAUCACGGUCAAUCGCCUGGAGAAGCGCUAUUCAUCGCUGAUCCGAAUGGAAAGAAUGAAGAUGAUGGAGUGCUUCUCAGCGUUGUCCUGGAUGGGAUGCGAGGCAAAAGUUAUCUUCUCUGUCUAGAUGCCCAUGACCUGACAGAGCUUGGCAGAGCCGACGUCAAUGGACCUGUUGGGUUCGGGUUUCACGGACAGCAUGUUCCGAGAGUCGGUUUGCCUACUGGCGAUUAUUAG